Hipposideros armiger (great roundleaf bat) is the source of this 721-nucleotide messenger RNA. It is a transcript of the gene FXYD7, whose product is annotated as FXYD domain containing ion transport regulator 7. Gene Ontology annotation, cellular component: membrane. NCBI's taxonomy places the organism in Eukaryota, Metazoa, Chordata, Mammalia, Chiroptera, Hipposideridae. Gene Ontology annotation, molecular function: sodium channel regulator activity. The transcript has 6 exons. The coding region runs from base 90 to 332 and encodes 80 amino acids. Gene Ontology annotation, biological process: regulation of sodium ion transmembrane transporter activity. The record is from RefSeq and is a predicted model, not a curated record.
UCCCCUCGACUUCAGUCCGUCCCGCUUCCAGCUGCUGCAGCCGCGCCUUCACUGUCUCGGCAUCCAGCCGCCCCCUGCUCUGGCCCGGCAUGGCGACCCCGACUCAGGCCCCCACAAAUGUUCCUCAGGAACCUGACCCAUUUUACUAUGACUAUGACACUGUGCAGACCGUGGGCAUGACUCUGGCUACCAUAAUGUUUCUGCUGGGCAUCCUCAUCAUUAUCAGCAAGAAGGUGAAGUGCAGGAAGGAGGACUCCAGGUCUGAGAGCCCAACAUGCAAAUCCUGUAAGUCGGAGCUUCCCUCCUCAGCUCCUGGAGGUGGCGGCGUGUAAAACCAACCCCGGCACCUCCCUCCACUGCUGUCCGUGCCGGAGUGCGGGAGCCUGAGGACCGGGUGGAGGCGGUGGGGACCCCAGCCUUGUGCUGCUGGGGAGCACUCCCCGGAAUGAGCCGCCCCACCCACCCCGAGGCUGGAGCCGCUACACCCCGCUGCCCCUCCCGAGGCCUUGGCAAUGUCGACCCCCCAAAGAGCCCGUCUGCAUCUCAGAUCCAGGGACUCAGGCCUCCAGCUCCUGGAGUCCGGGAGUCCACCCCCAAGCCCUCCAGAGUUCCCGUGUAAUGGCCCCCUGCACCUCCUUGUCGCCUCUCCAAAGAUCCGUCCCCCUGCACACUCGGUGUCUAGAUCUUGAGCUUAAUAAAUGUGCAUUUGGUUUUGCCCCUG